AUGGACGCUCACGCAUACAAAGAGGUCAAGACCAAGUCCGGACACCUCUACAACACCUUCGUCCUCCCACCGAAGGACAGCUCCAAAGCGACUUUCUUGUUUGUUCACGGAUUUCCGUCGACAGCCUACGACUGGCGGAACCAGAUCGCGUUCUUUUCCGCUGCAGGAUAUGGCAUUGUCGCUCCCGACCUCCUCGGCCAUGGGGGUUCGUCCAGGCCCUCGGAUCUCGCAAGCUACGUGCCCAGCAAGGCCACCGCCGACCUUGUCGACAUACUCGACCACCUCAACGCUCAGAAGGUGAUCGCUGUUGGCCACGACUGGGGGUCAAUCCUCGUCGCCCGCCUGGCGCAGUAUUUCCCCGGUCGCACCGUUGCCACGGUCUUCCUGGGCGGCGGGUACUGUCCCCCCAUGCCUGACUUCGACCUUCAGGUGACGCUCCAGAAGCAGCAAGAGCUCGCGAAGACGGAGAUGUUUGCGUACUGGCUCUUCCUUGGGGACACUCGCGCAGAGGCCAUAGUGAAUGCUCACCUCGAGUCUCUCUUGACCCUAUGGUACACUGCCAACGACGACCUCUCCCGCUCGGUCCUCACCACGCGCGGUGCGCUCGAGAACUGGCUCACGAGCGGUAAGAAGGCGCCCCUCCCAGCCUUCAUCUCGUCCCAGGACCACGCCCACACCCUCGCCGCGUGGACCAAGGCCGGCGGCCUCGGCGGCGCGCUCAAGAGCUUCCGGCUCAUGUUCACCGACGCGAUGGCCAAGGACGACCAACAUCGCGGACCGCGUGCGGCUCCCCGCCCCGUCUUCUUCGCCGGCUGCGCGCGUGACCCGGUCUGCCUCGCGGAGCCGUCCGCGGCGAUCGUCCGCGCGCUCUGCGACGCGCCCACCGUGCGCGUCUUCGACACCGGGCACUGGGUCCAGCUCGAGGCCCCCGAGAAGCUCAACCGCGCGCUGCUCGAGUGGGCGCAGGGCCUCGGCUUGUAG
This is a messenger RNA of Epithele typhae, 981 nucleotides long. Its product is annotated as alpha/beta-hydrolase. Lineage: Eukaryota; Fungi; Basidiomycota; Agaricomycetes; Polyporales; Epitheliaceae. The transcript is spliced from 6 exons. The coding region runs from base 1 to 981 and encodes 326 amino acids. Gene Ontology annotation, molecular function: catalytic activity. The record is from RefSeq and is a predicted model, not a curated record.